AUGACUGCCCUACUACAAACGACAUAUCUCGGCCAAGUCCAAGGCAAAAAUAUUGAUGGCGUCACGCAUUAUCGCGGCAUCAAAUAUGCUUCUCUGAGGAAUAGGCUCGCAGAUGCAGAGCUCAUUACCUCUAGGUCACCUAAUAACGGUAUUUUAGAUGCAACAAAAUACGGGCCAACGGCUGCGUCCCCGGUCAAUGGAUGUGAUCUUGAACAAAGUUUCGUCCAAAAGGCAUUACCAAAACAGGAACUGCCGCAGUCUGAUACAGAAUGUCUUAAUCUGAACAUUGCCGUGCCAGAGGGAACGACCUCUACCUCAAAGCUCCCUGUUUUGUUGUUCAUACAUGGCGGUGGUCUGCACAUUGGAGCCAACUCAUGGCCACAGUUUGACUGGACUCGAGUAAUCAAGUUGUCGGUUGAGAAGGGGGUUCCUAUUUUGGCUGUGGGACCAAACUAUCGUCUCGGUGCAUUUGGAUUCAUGACUUCGGAAGAACUUCGUGCCGCAGGAUACAAAGCAAACAAUGGUUUCCGCGACCAAAGGACUGCAAUAGCAUGGGUGCAUAGGCACAUUCGCGACUUUGGUGGAGACCCAGAUAAUAUCACACUUGCAGGAAUGAGUGCCGGUGGAGGCUCAACCACACAACACCUUCAUUCCACUACCCCUUUAUGCAAACGCGCUCUCUCAAUGAGUGGGACAAAUAUUCUCAUGUACCCUCUGCCAUAUGUAUUACAUGAAAGAAACUACGAAACGGCUAUCAAAGCGUGGGGUCUCGAUAAGCUCUCGCCAGAAGAUCGUGUCAAGGCGAUUAUCGAAUCACCAGCUGCAGAGCUGGUAGCGAAGCUUCCUCCCAGUGUCGCUCCUAGCUUCGCCGUGGACGGCGACUUGAUUCCCAAUCCGCCAACUUUUGCUCAAAUCUCGGAUAAAUCUACGGCUAGCUAUCCCGUUGGAAAGAGUUGGUGCAAAGAGAUACUUAUAGGAGAUGCUCAACAUGAUUCUAGUAUACUCGGCCAAACUCUUGGGUUUCAAGCCAAAAAUGCUGCAUCGCGUUUUAUAGGCGCUCUCACCAGUGUCCUUUCCGCAUACCCAGCUGAAAUCUCGUCGCAAAUAUUGGACUCGUACGGAAUAUCCUCAACAACGCCGGAUAAGGACGCAUUCGACCGUAUUCUCGAGUUCUUGAAUGAUAUAUUGUUUCAUGCGCCGGUCCUCGCAUAUGCAGCGGGGUGGCCUGAAGACGGCAAUGCAUACGUAUAUUACUUCAACGAGGAAAACCCAUUCGAAGGUCCCUCAAAGGGCCGGGCAACGCACAUUCUAGACUUGGCCUAUUUCUAUCAGAAUUAUAAUGACUACCUCACGCCGCAGCAGCAAGAGGUCGCACGAGCUUUUGCUGAAGAUCUCAUCAGGUUCGUUGCUGGACAGGCACCAUGGGAGCCCUGCAAGGACCUUGGUGAGGGUUUCAGAGCGAGGAUCUUCGGCCCAAGUGACAAGCAGCAGGUGAGACGAGUUGUAAAGGAUGCAUAUGGCGGCGAGAGUCAGAGAAGAGACGUGAUUCCCAGGCUUGCUCGCGAGCAGGGUGUACACUUGGAUGCUUUGGCGGGAGUAUUCCCUGCUUUUUUGAGUAGUUUCUCGCCGUAGGUAGCACUGUUUGAUAUUGAUUAUACACUGCUACUAUUG
This is a messenger RNA of Talaromyces stipitatus ATCC 10500, 1671 nucleotides long. Its product is annotated as carboxylesterase, putative. The record is from RefSeq and is a predicted model, not a curated record. NCBI's taxonomy places the organism in Eukaryota, Fungi, Ascomycota, Eurotiomycetes, Eurotiales, Trichocomaceae. Bases 1 to 1632 code for a protein of 543 amino acids. The transcript is spliced from 5 exons.